AUGUCCGAGGAGGGCAUCGACUCGUUCGUCGUCCGCCAAUCAGGGGAAGAGUCUAAGCCCAUUGUAACUCCUGAGUGCCAGAAAAAACAACGAUCUGAACUCCUUUCAAAACUUCGCAAAGAACGAUCAGCGCAAGCGGCAAAAGAACGUCGCGCGAAUGAAAACCACGAAUAUGAAAAAAUCAAGAAACUUCUCCCCAUCGACGAAGUGGCUGCGAAUAAUCUGGACAAAGCAAGUGCAAUUAGAAUAACGAUCGCGUUUCUGCGCUUAUGCAAAUUCGCGGGGAGUGGACUCACCGACUGGAAUCUUCAUUUCAAGGAGCCGCCAUACGAUGACGAGCAAAUGCGACAACAUCUUUGCAAAUCUACUCUUCAGACGAUGGACGGUUUCCUGAUGGUGAUUUCUACCGACUGCAAGAUCCUCUAUCUCUCUGAAACUGUCCACGAUCAUCUCGGCCUGAGCUGGACGGAUUAUCCCGGCUCGGCUGUUAGCGAGCUGAUUCCGCACCCAGAAGACCACCAGGAGCUCAAGUCGCUUUUGAGGGGUCUUCACAACUUGGCGCUCAAAGAUGAAAACACGACGGACUAUGUCAACAUCGUCCUCCGCUUCAAAAGUCAAAAAGAAAAGCGCAACACUGGUUUGACCAAGGGAAAACUCGCCUAUCCAACAAAGGCCUGUCAAGUGGUCGGUUACUUGCGGUAUUCGGAGCAUGAGAACGCGCGGGGCCUCGUCUGCGCGGUUUACCCACUUAUGUUGACAAACGUCCGGGAUAUGCCCCUUCCGCCAAAUAGUUUCUACGUUCUUACGGAUGACAAAUUUGUGGUCACCAAAGUCGACAGGAGCGUUUCGACAUAUAUCGAACUGGAGCAAGAAGACAUGAUCGACGUGUCAAUCUAUAGCAUGAUCCACCCGGAUGACGUGGAUACCCUUAUCGAAACGCACAACCAAUUCCUGCAGAAAUCCCAGGGCGCGACCCGCUACUAUCGCUGGCUGCAACGCAAUAAUGGUUAUGUCUGGUGCAAAUCCACGCUUUUGCUAGUUCAAAAGAAAGAAAGAGAGCUUAUACUCUGGAUUAACCAAGUUAUCAGCGAUCGACCAACUGACCCGUCUAAUGGAAUUGAUCUUUUUCAACGAUUCCCGGCCGAUUUUAAGACUUCCAAAAACUCUUCACAAGCAAUGAGCGACGCUAACUUGCUGAGCAUCGACCAGGGGGAGAUCUUUGAAGUAGAGCAAAUUCAACAAGACACGAAGACGGAGACGAGCGGUUAUCACGGCCCGGUCGACCCGGGUUUCGAAACCGGCGAAAGAGUUUCGAUAAGUCCGCAGAAUAAAACGCAGGUCUUUCCGAAAGAAUAUUCUCCAGGAAGCUCGCCGGAGAGAAUCGGCGAUUCGGAGUCGAUAAUCCUCCAAGAAGCUAGCGCAGAAUCGAGCAGAAAUCAACAAGGAUUAACCUCCGAAAAUCUCCAGCACAACAUCGCCAAGUCUCCUAAUCUAGCCAUCGUCGAAGAAGACGAGAAAAACAUCGCGACUUACAACCGACCGCCGAACAGUGACAUUUCCAGCAUCAUGAGGCAGCGUAAUUCCUCUUCGAAUCCCCACGAAGGGCAUCAUAGUAGCACGCCGAUUGUUCAGCUACCAAAGAUGAAGAAACGCAUUCCUUCCGAGCCCUUCAAAAGACCAGUUGUUAUUAUGCAACCGCCUGCAUUGAGAAACGAGCCCAUUGGAACAAAGCAUCACUUCAAAGACCGCGGCGAUUCUUCCCAGCCGAACGAAAAGUACCGAAAAUCAGAAGAUGGAACAAAACUUCCUCGUCCAAAGUUCAAACAUCCAAGCAACCGACCACGGGAAACUCUUCGUUCCUCCCUGGAUGAGCGAAAUCCGGCGAAUCAGACCUUCGAGGGGAACGAAAGUGGCAAGUACUCGCCGCAAAAGGUGCGCUUGCCGCAGAACAAACGCCCCGAGCAGCUGAAUAUUGCUGUCCAUCCUCAAGAUCCACAAGUGUUAAAUCAAGUAGCGGCUGGACCGGGGCUGCACUUCGUCACGCCGAACGGGCAAGAAGUGAGCUACCACACUGGCGAGAGCGGCGUGUUGCCCGUCUCGACGAUCCCAUUCUACCCCUCCACAACGCAUGUCCAGCGCAACGUCGAACAGCGCCAGAAUGAUAAAGUUAUUUACUACGUGCCAUGUCAUCGUGAGACUGAUGAGGAAAACAAGCCCAAAUACGUCCAUGUUCCCGAAUUGCCCAUCAUGGUCAAUCGAAACGGGCGGCUAGAGCCCGAAGUCGCCGAUCAAAAUCAAAGCCCAAAUCAACAACCGGUUCAACCGCAUACUCCAAGCGCACCGGCAGUUCAACACGUGAUGUACCUGGCAAGUCCAAGUUCGACGCAAGCUGGUUAUAUCCAACACGCGCCCUCGCCCUUCAUAGGAAUUCCUUAUAUCACCCAAACUCCUCAACAUGCCCAGCAGACUGCCCCUGCCGUGGUACUCGUUCCCCAGCCAGCCAAUAGCCACAAUUUCAACGGCCAACAUCUUCAGCUUAUCCCUGGACCGGCUCCAAUAGGAAAUUAA
This is a messenger RNA of Oikopleura dioica, 2568 nucleotides long. NCBI's taxonomy places the organism in Eukaryota, Metazoa, Chordata, Appendicularia, Copelata, Oikopleuridae. The record is from the annotation of a GenBank genome assembly.